AUGCAGCACAACGCUCUCGACCUGUGCCUGGACCUCGCGCUCGGCAGCCUCGCCGUGACCACCGUGGUCCACAACAGUGUCGACCCGGCGCCGUCGAACGCGUGCGUGGCCGCGCUGAAGCGGGCGCAGGCGCACCAGCACAGGGGCAGGAGCGCGGCCGAGGUCGAGCUCGAGAAGCUCGUCGUCUCCAUCCUCGACGACCCGAGCGUCGACCGCGUCAUGCGCGCGGCCGGCUUCUCGAGCUCCCAGAUCAGGGCCAGCGUCGAGAGCGCUCUCACUUCGUCGAAGAGAUCAAGAUCAAGUAAGGCAGGUUGCGACAUCCUCGCGACAUGUCCAGCUCCGGUUCAGGACAUGAUUAGGGCUGGACAAGGCAGAAGGAAUCAGGAACUUUGCCGUCUUGAGUGCCAAGCUAGCAAUGCAAAAACAGGAGCAGGAGGGCGACCGGCCAUCUUUGGCGCAUCGACGGCGAGCAUUCCUCCGUGGCUCCGCCGCUACAAAGAUACAACUUGCGUCAGGUCAACAUACUGCGGCGCCAGUCUUCAGUCAUGCAUGCAGGCUGCUUGCCGCCGGCCGAAGUUCACGGAGCUCACCGCGACAAAUCUCAAUAUCCUCUGCAACGCGCUCCAGCUGCGCGUUCCGCGUCACGGGAACAUCAUCCCCGGCAUAUCGUGCACGGUGCUCCGGUGCAGAUCCGGCGUGACGAGGACUAUUCCUAGCUCGCUGUCCUCGACGAAAGCGACCUGCCUGCUCUUCCUAGGAGGGGACUAUGGCGGCAAGGUGGCAGUCGCUCAGGAGCUCGCGAGGCUCCUGUUUGGCUCAUACGCCGAGUUCACCACCGUCCAGCUGCAGAGUAGCCCUAACAUUCGCACACACAACGGCAAGCUAGCCCUCAAGAGGCAGAGAUCCCCGCACAAUGACGGCGACCUCGAAGAGAGGCUGUUUGAAGCGGUCGUGGAGAACCCUCACCGCGUUAUAUUGAUGGACGGCGUCGACCUCCAGGAUCGCGAUUCGGAGAUGCACAUCAUGGGGGGAGGAAUGGUGAGGGGAUGCAACGGUGGUGUGGUCAACCUGGAGGAUGCCAUCAUAGUGCUGAGCGCCUCUGACGUCUUGGACUCGAGGAGGUACGUGGCUUCACCUUCCUCCCCACGGGUGAAACGGCGGUUUGGUGGACAGAAGAACCGUGAGAAAGGUGAUGAUGGCACGGAGAUGAAGCGUCGUCAUGGCUGCGAUUUGAGUGUUUGUGCAGUGGUUGAGGAAGAGGAGGAGGAAGAUAGUUUGGCUGAUGACGACGAGGGGAUCCAGAAUGGUGUGGAUGGCGUUUUCCUUUUCAAUUAG
Messenger RNA from Triticum turgidum subsp. durum (durum wheat), 1335 nucleotides. The record is from the annotation of a GenBank genome assembly. NCBI's taxonomy places the organism in Eukaryota, Viridiplantae, Streptophyta, Magnoliopsida, Poales, Poaceae.